This is a messenger RNA of Ostreobium quekettii, 1863 nucleotides long. Lineage: Eukaryota; Viridiplantae; Chlorophyta; Ulvophyceae; Bryopsidales; Ostreobiaceae. The record is from the annotation of a GenBank genome assembly.
AUGGGCACCAUUCUAUCCACUCAGACUACUGCUUCAGACAAAGAGCUGAAAACAGGACUGGCAGCGCAGGUUUUAGCCGUUCCUUCCCCUGAAGAAUCAGGACGGCCCAUCUCUGGCAAGAUGGAAGAAGCGAUGUGUGCCCCACAAGCACCUUCACCACAGCCAUCGACAAGCAGCUCUGUAGAGCCAUCGACAGGCAGUUCUGGAGAGCAGGAGGGGUGCACAGUGUCUCAGGGGGCAGAAUCCGCAGCUUCCAGUGGGCAGCCAGGUGCUCCUGUGUCGCCUGGCACCCCGCCACCACUGUCCUCUCGUAGCCAUCCAGAAGUUCAUCCAGAGCCUGGGUUGGCUGCAGAAGACUAUGUGGCCGACUCAUGGAGAGAGGAUGAUCCAGAACUGCUGGAGUUCAGACAGAGUUUGAAGCUUCUAUUGGAGAGGGUGCUGGAAAUGCAAGGACACAGAAGGGCAAUGGCCAUGUGCCCCACAGCCUCAGACCGAAAACCUGCAGCUCUCGUCGCCCCAGCCGCCCCCAGCCCUCCAACCUCCAUCUCACCGGCCUCUCCAGUCUGGGUACCAGAACAGCCACUCAGGAGCCAGCCACGUCCCCAACUGCCUAAGCUGCACGAAGAAUCGGAUGACACUGAGUCGGAAGCAAGCGAUGACGACCAAGACUUGUCCCAGGCAAAGCCACGCGCUUCGAAGGGUGCUCUCACAAGGGGCAUCUCAGAUCUGUCAUUGCUGGAGGAGCUGAGGCAGGGAAGAAUGAGGAUGGAAGAUGACAGUGCUAAAAGCAAAAGCAAUGAGCGGGUACUCAUAAAGCAAGUUGAGCCAGAAGUACUUGGCUUACCUACAUCUUCAUCAAUUCCCGCCCGUGGCCAACUCGUGUUGCAAGUACCAGAAGAGGCUGGAGAGUGGACCAGCAGUGGACAGGGAUGGGUGCCAAACAAGACGUCCAGCCCUGAGGAAGAAAUGAAGCGAGCAGGGGAUGCAAUCUUGGUGCCCAUGAUAAACUGUGAUGAGCUUAUAAAGGUUAAGGAGCUGGGCAUGGGCACUUCGGCCAGUGUCGCUUUGUACAGAUGGCAUGGGGCCGAAGUAGCAGUGAAGGAGAUGAGGGAUAUGGCGGAUGACAGCACUGUGAAGGCAGUCACCAAGGAAGCUGAGAUCAUGGCAGGGCUGCGUCACCCCUGCGUGGUGUCCAUAUAUGGAAUGGGGACCCUGAACUCCAGCUGUGCAAUGGUCCUUGAGUACAUGGUGGACGGAUCGCUGAGAGACCAGCUUAUCAAACAGAGGAAGGCGGGACCAUUUCCCCGGCACCUUUGCGCUGAGAUCGCGCUGCAGAUCGCCCAGGGAAUGGCAUUCCUGCACAGCCGGCGGGUCAUCCACUUUGACCUGAAGGCUGCAAAUUUGCUGUGCGACUUUCGACACCUCGCCAGGCCGGUGGUGAAGAUCGGCGACAUGGGGCUUUCCAAACGAAAGCUGGACAGCUACGUCACUGGGAACAUGCGAGGGACGCUGCCCUGGAUGGCGCCAGAGUUGUUUCCGGUUUACGAAAGUACCCAGAACGUGGGCACUGUGCUGGACAGGGUGGAUGAAAAGGUGGACGUCUACUCGAUGGGCAUCACGCUGUGGGAGAUCUGGACCAUGGGCCAGCAGGUGUACCCGGACCUGACCCGCACUGAGAUCUUCAGCAACGCGCUGUCCGGAAUCAUGCGGCCCGAGAUACCGGAGGACUGCGACGGGAGGUGGGUGCAGCUCAUGCAGCGGUGCUGGUCGAGGUCGCCCGCGGACCGGCCCAGCUUCCCAGAAAUUGCCGAAGCGCUGGAGGAGGUGCGCAACAGGCUGGCGCCGGGUGGAGGGCCCGCGUGA